This is a messenger RNA of Opisthorchis viverrini, 4559 nucleotides long. RefSeq lists its product as hypothetical. The coding region runs from base 69 to 3686 and encodes 1205 amino acids. The transcript is spliced from 11 exons. Gene Ontology annotation, molecular function: p53 binding. Gene Ontology annotation, cellular component: nucleus. Gene Ontology annotation, biological process: regulation of apoptotic process. The record is from RefSeq and is a predicted model, not a curated record. NCBI's taxonomy places the organism in Eukaryota, Metazoa, Platyhelminthes, Trematoda, Opisthorchiida, Opisthorchiidae.
CACUACCUCUGGAUGUAGUUUGAGGCAUGCUCUGAGCGGAGUAACUAUCGUGCAAUCUGUACACCUUAAUGCGACAGGGUCACCCGAGUGGAGUCAGUUUGUACGUUGGCGCAACAACUCCCUCGACAAAUGCACCGCGUCUGAAGGCUCACUUGGUUGCCGGUCCUAACACUCAGAGUGUGGUACAUCCAAGUCACUCGUCAUUUUAUUCAAGCCAGCCUUCGUCUAGUUUUACAUCCGGUUCAGCUAAUCCAUGUGCUCCAUCGGAUCAUAUGCGUGGAUCUGUACCUCCUCAGAAAAAUGUGCCAAACUCUUCCCAUGGAGCUGCAUCGAGGGUUCAGCUAAUGCAUGCCGCUCCGAGCGCCUUUGCGACACAUAUCUCAACGCCAGUCAAUCGGGUCAAGCAAAACACUCAAUUCAGUCCGCUGGGACAAACAACAGACGAAUCUUAUUUUGGUGGACCACAGCAAUCAAGAUACGACAAGCCGACGGCCCCGUUGCCCUCACGUAAACAGAGAACCACAUCUCCAUCAGCUCAAAUGCCAACGCCGGUCACACAUGGACGACCUCCCUGUUCGACAGCCGCCCAACAGUAUCCGUCCGAUAGACCUUCUGGUAGAAAUGCAUGGGCUGCUCAUUCGUCUAGUCGAACGCCAUACACACGGGACGCGAUGGACUCAAUGUAUGGUCAAGCUGAUAGCAGUAGUAGCAGCUUCAUCAGUACUCAGAAUUCCGGUGAAAGCAGUGACUUUAUAACACCCAGUAGUCCUAGAACAAAUCCUCGUCCGUCUACACAAGCGGAAUUACGCACAAACGGUGCAGUACCUUCUGGUACUCGGGGUUUCGUUUCUCCACAACCGUCUCAGGAACUCCGCGUGAAACAAGCAACGUUGAUCAGCGCCCCUUCUGGGAAUGUCCCUCCUUGCGUUGCGACUGAUGGUUUCAGCCAAGAAACCUCAUCUGUUCAAAGGAAAACAGCUGCUAUAACUUCGCCAUCUCAUCCAUUUUCCGGUGGAUAUGGUCCAUGCGACUCCAGUUCGCAAAUGACUGUGAGUGAAUUACGCUCAAUAGCAGAACGCCAGCGGCAGCAACUUACUCGACAAGCGCAACAAAUGCAAACCAAGGAAGAACGUCUGGCUUGGCUUCGGUCAGUUCGAGCCCAAUCUUCCGGUCCGGAAAAGCUCCCCCCACCCGGGUCCGAGUUAACACACGACCAGGAGGCCCGUCUUCAUAAAUUGCGAGGUUUUCGCGGCCAAGCCGAGCAAACCAGACUCACGAACGAAAACUUGGCUAAGGAGAUCGAUAACUUUGCUCGAAUGUUAUCGGCAAAAGAGCUCGAGGUGGAAACAUAUAACCGUCGCACGGAUGAGUCACAACGGCUUUUAUCACUUAUCAGAACUUGCCAUGGUACUGUUACCAACAGCUCAACUUCACGGACCGGUCGUCUUACUGCGACGAAAUCACCUGAAUUGACUGUGGCGGUUGUUGACACGGCGGACCUGGACAAGCCGUUGGAUUUGCUGUCGGUUCAACUGCCUUUUGCUUCCGAACGGGACAAGAAGCGUUGGCGUGAUGGACUAAUUGAAGCGGAUCGUCUCGACCGGCAAAUCACCCUGGCACUUAGUCAUCGAACACACUCGAAGCGUGGUCCGACGCAACUUCCCGACUCUAAACCAGAACAAACACCACCACUGAGGCCUCUUGCCGCAAGCACAACCGUCAUCUCUGGCAUCGGAUCUACACAUCAGUCAUCUAAGUAUCACGUGGCUGGUGAACAACCUGGUGCGGUUACCGUAAACGCAUGUGCUCCUAACAGCUCUUCUACUAAGCUCACAGGGGUGAGCUCGUCUUUCAGUUCCCUGCUAACACGUGCUAGCAGCCCGCCCACCAGCCGACGCUCCUCACUCCGCAUGCUGCUCCAUGCUUCCUCCGGUGAUUCUCCUCGAGCCUUGGAUCCAAAUAUUCCACUUCAGCGGAUAAAAACUCCGCCACGCUACGCCUCCCGCGCUGUUAUCAACGAUACGUACAUGCGGCGAAUAUGUAGAGAUAGUGUGGAGAAAUACAAGCGAACCGCUAGUGAAAUUUACAGAGCUAAUGUGGAACGAAUGGCAGCUAAACAUGGCAAGUCGUCUGCCAUUGAAUUUAUUGAUUCCAAAAUGGAUAAACGCAUGGAAACCUCUGCCGCAGAUAGUAUAGAACCAGGAGAGGUUCGCCUAACGCGUGAUGAACCGGACAAAGUACUCGGACGUACCCAGUCAGCUUCUCCACUUGAUUCAAUUUCCUCUUCAUCCUCGUCAUCCCUGGAGUUGAUUGGGAUCGAUCAAACGGCAGUUGAUGCUACGAAGUCGACGGAACCCAAGCUAUGUCCGGUUGACGAGGAGAUCAGACAGAACAGUGGCGACGUGGAUAGUGGUUUGGGUGGAUCGGACGAUACCGGUCAGUCAGAACAGACUCAUACCGGCCUCCCUUCGAAGCAACGUGCCACCACUCCCUACGUAUCUGCAACUACUGUCCUGGUAGAUGAGGGACACGGCACCGAUGCCAGCUUGAGCAAUGCCUCUGUGGUGGAAAGUUCGCCGAACCGUCUAAAGUCGAUCCUUCGGAAAUCCUCCUCCUCUAAGCGAUCUACCUCAGACACAGCCAGUGUCACAGACGCUGCCGGUGCUCAGUCGCAGCCAUCCCUCGGCUCCCAGACUCGAUCCAAUUCGGUACGAUUUCAUCCGCUGGCCUUAUUACUGGAUGCUGCUCUCGAGGGCGACCUCGAUUUAGUGAAGGCAGUUGCAGCGGAAGUUUCCGAUGUUUCCGAACCAAAUGACGAGGGUAUUACCGCGUUACACAAUGCUGUGUGUGCUGGACGCACUGAGAUUGCCGAAUUUCUUGUGCGUACUGCAGGUGCAGAUGUGAAUGCGGGUGAUACCGAUGGGUGGACACCGUUGCACUGUGCUGCCUCCUGUGCCAAUCUGCCCCUGGCCCGAUUACUUGUUGAACAUGGGGCUUCACUUCAUGCACGCACUCUGUCCGAUCAAGAAACACCAUUGGAAAAAUGUGACCAGGGUGAUGAGGAAGCUGAAUGUGAAGAGUACUUGUUCUUUCAACAAGAACGUUUGGGUUCGGCUGCUUCUGGUCGUGUCUACGCUUUGUUUCCUCGUGGGUUGGAAUGGGCCGGUCCUGGCUCGGCAGACGCUCAUUUGGAACAUGAUGAGUUGGCCGUCUAUCCAAACGAACCUCUCACUAUUGUUGACCGAAAGCCUGCGGGCGAAACCGAAUGGAUGCUGGCGGAGAAGGCGGAUGGUACUCGCGGCCUUAUUCCUCGAUCACAUAUUUCCUGUUAUCCGCUUGUUCGUGUCCCACCCGCGAGUAUGCCUGUGCCUGUCCCUACAGCCCGGUCGAGGCGGUAUGAGUUUUGGGAUGAGGAUGAUGACGUAGACGGGGAUGAGGUUGAGGAGACUGAACCUGUGGAAUCUGCCGAGGAUAACACUUCGCCUCAUCUGGUGGUGGAAGUGGAGAUGCCUCGAACUGAUUCACCCAAUUUGACGACCACCUCAGAUCCCGUGGCAGUACCUCCAAUUUCUCGACCUACGUUAACACCUUCUAUCGCUACGAUUGUUCCCUCGAAUGAGACUGAAAUCGAAGGUUCAAAAAGCUGUGACGUCACUGGCUGUCUAGAUUCAAAGACUGUCCUUUGACUCCUCCACUCUGCACGCACGGUCUGCAAUAAUGGCCCUCGCAAUGUAACCGGGUGCAAUCGACCGAUAUUGCUUGUACAUAUAUCAGUAUUUUGUUCCUUCUUUUGGAUGCACAGACGCGCAUACAUACAUGCUUAUCCAUGAAUUCACCGACCAAGACAGAUGGUUGGUGAUAAAUCUGAUGUUCUUUUCGACGAAGACGCUCCUGUUUCAGUUCUUAGCUCAGUGUUAUUUCCAACACUUCGCUUGUACAGGUCACUUUUCGUUCCAUUGUCAAUUGUGACAAACGAAAUGGUUCCCCACCGUCAACAGUUCAAUUUUUGAGUACCUAUUUCGGGCUCGCUUCACCCUCCUAAAACCGUCUGUAAUUUUUAUCUUCUGUGAACAUUUCAGUUUUAGAAAUCAAUAACUCGAUCUUUCAUUGUUAGCCACAUUAGUCUCGAACCCUCAGCUCCUUGGGUGGGGCUGAUCUGUAUGCCAUGGCAGUUAUUUUGGAAUAUGAGCUUCAUGUUCUAUUUUGUAUUUUCCUGUCCCUACCCUCUUUUCCCGUCACUAAACACUACACUGCCCUUAUUUUCAUUCUGACCAAUGGUAUUUGGCCCCUUCCUGAAAUACUUAUGGUGCACUUCUAUCUGGUCAGGAUUCUGUAGCAGUAAAAAACGGGAUCAGACGCACAUCUUCCGUAUGCACUGUGUUUGGUCUCAUCCCUUGCGCACAAAUGAUCAUUUACAUAGGAUGUAGGAAUUUUCAUUUUGUUUUUUUGGGUCCUCGCAUUUCAGUCUGCACGUCCGAUUCUCUAAUCUACAAACUCUACCCAAUUCAUCAAAACUGUUUGAGGCUGUGUUCCAAUAAAUCCCGCUUGAUGAUGCCAUG